AUCCUUUCACAGGUGAUUAAGAAGGUACAGAAGCGACGGCUUAGGGCUGCUAAGUUCUAAUCGAAUUGCCUGUUUCAGGAAACAUGGCCAAGGUUCGAAGACAAAUCUAAAACUUCGUUAUCUAUCUCAUAUAUUUCUAUAUUCCCAAAAUAGCAUCUUUUUGACUUCUUCUACCUUAAUUUUAUUACUUUAUUUUAUUGUUUCUCUUAUGUUUUUCAUCCAUAUCUAUUACUUUGUAAUUUUAUUUUAGGAAUUGUAGAAACAGCAUAAAAAUCUCAAGAACUAAGAUAUAAAUAUAAAAUAAAAUUGUGUUACCUGAAUAUAAGAGCUAAAUUUAAAUUCUUACAAAACUUGUGAAAAUCAUCAUGAUGUUAAUUAAUGAAAUUAGUAGAUGAAAUUAGGAGAUGUCCAAGUACAGUAUUUAUCCAAAUUUGACUAUACAUAUUUGUCAAGCUAUGUUCAAAACAAACGGUAAAAAUCUUUUAUAAAAUAAAUAAGUAUAGUUUAUAUGUAUAAAUAUGUAUAUGGACUGAUUACUUGUAGAACAAGCAGCUACUCAACGUGAAUUUAAAAGAAGGAUCCCACGGAAGAAAUGAUAUUUCCAAUGAACCUAAGCUGACCUCUGAUCAAGAAAAAGAAAUCAUCAACGAAAAAGGGUCUGAUGGCUAACAUUCGUUUAGUCAAGGCCAUGACUGCCAUGGAUAGACCGGGUUCUUGCUCUGAAGUCAAACUUUUAUGGCCUUAUUCGGUUAACCAUAACUAUUGUUGCAUCUAUAGAGUGCCAUGUGGGUUAAGGAGUGUGAAUCCAGAGGCUUACACUCCUCAAAUGCUUAUCAUCGGUCCUCUUCACCAUUAUAAGAAAGCGCAAGCUGUUGAACUCUCCAGAACCGAUGUGAGAUAUAUGUACUAUAACAAGAUGGAGCUGCACAAGAAGAAGUACCUUGAGAAUUUUGCACUUGCCUACGGGAAUCAAACGGUCGAGAAAUUCAGAAGCAUUAUCAAAAGAGACGAGCAGGUUAUAAGAUCAUGUUACGCAGAAUCAACGGAUACGAUAAACUCUGACGACUUCGUUGAAAUGAUGCUCCACGACUCAGUGUUCUUACUAGUGUUUUUCAUGCACAAUGGACCUCGAUACAUCGACAAAACAGGAGAUUUUCUUUUCGACGAGCCUUGCUACCAAUACACUAUCUUUGGUGACCUAAUAUUGCUUGAAAACCAACUUCCUUAUGCCCUUUUAGAAAGCCUCUUCGAACCCUUUUAUGACAAGUUUGGGGGUAACAUAACGUUCCGUGACGUUAUUCUUCAAGGUUUUGGGAUCCAAGGAAAGGUCACAAGAGAAAAGAAGUUCCUACAUUUCACGGAUUUGCGUCGGCUUGUCCUUGUCCAGACACUUGGUCUAACGGAAGAAGAGCAGAUUAACGCAAAACUCGUGAGAAAGGAGUCGAUAGUGAGACUUCCUAACGCAGAAAUGUUGAACAGUGCAGGAGUAGAAUUUGAAUGUUCUGAAGAAAAGGACACGUUAGUGAUUGAAUUUGAACGUGGAAUCUUGACAAUGCCUUGCUUCAAGGCAGAAGAUAACACUGAAAGGGUUUUUAGGAGCAUAAUGGCACUGGAGCAAUGUCAUUACCCUUACACAGCCUUCGUUUGUAACUAUAUCGACUUCUUGGUCUGUCUCAUUGAAACUGAGAGUGACGUUGACGUGCUCGUCAACAAAGGGGUUAUAAAGAACUGGUUGGGACGUAAAGGAUAUAUUGCGGAAAUGGUGAGCAGGUUGUGUUUAGAGAUUGUUGAUGAGGGCUGUCACUAUUACGAUAUAUCUGAACGCCUCAGCGACUUCUACGAAAACCCUUUCAACAGAUCCGUAGCCACUCUCCGGCGUGUCUACUUCAAAGACCUUUGGACCGGAACUGCCCACGUCGUCGCCUUCUUUCUCCUCGUGUUAACUUUGAUUGCGACGGUAGCUUCCGUUCUCCAAGUGACGCAAAAAGACAAUAAUUCCUAGCCAUCUCUGCCUCCACCUCCGUUUCAAAUACCUUAGUUGUUUUCUUGUGAUAGACGAAUUAAACCGUUUUUACUAACACUGUUUUUUUUCUCUUGGUGUUACACUUUGUUUUUUUUUCUUGGUUCAAAAAACUUAACACUGUUUUAUUAAUAAUAGUUUGAAAAAUAUUCAUCUUUUUUACAA
Molecule: messenger RNA, 2185 nt
Organism: Raphanus sativus (radish)
Lineage: Eukaryota; Viridiplantae; Streptophyta; Magnoliopsida; Brassicales; Brassicaceae
Product: UPF0481 protein At3g47200
Exons: 3
Coding region: 662-2002 (446 amino acids)
Source: RefSeq, a predicted model, not a curated record